AUGGGAUUCUAUGGGGAGACUACNAAAAAGAACGGAUUGUCCAAAGGUGCUCGAGCCGGUGUCAUAGCCGCUGUAGUCAUCGUCUGCGGCAUCAUCUUCCUCUCUAUUGGAUACUUCCUGUGGCGUAACCGCAAGCUCAAACUCACCAAGGAACUAGCAGAAGCGCAGGAAGGAGUACCGCAAUGGCCAACAAAAUGGCCCACGCGAGCAAAGCCCACUACAACCUCUACACAACCAAGAAAUGGCCAUGGUGAGCCAGUAGAGCUAGCACCACCAGCAUACGAUAUUGCUCAACCAUUACCGACGUACGAGGCACCGAGACCAAAUCAGGCCGCAUCAGAAUCUUACGAGUUGGCGAACAUGUCACAUGGACAACGACCCGCACACCAGGAAGUGUAG
Messenger RNA from Aureobasidium uvarum, 399 nucleotides. The record is from the annotation of a GenBank genome assembly. Lineage: Eukaryota; Fungi; Ascomycota; Dothideomycetes; Dothideales; Saccotheciaceae.